Tigriopus californicus is the source of this 4169-nucleotide messenger RNA. RefSeq names its product signal transducer and activator of transcription 5B-like. The coding region runs from base 1014 to 3815 and encodes 933 amino acids. Gene Ontology annotation, molecular function: RNA polymerase II cis-regulatory region sequence-specific DNA binding; DNA-binding transcription factor activity, RNA polymerase II-specific. Lineage: Eukaryota; Metazoa; Arthropoda; Copepoda; Harpacticoida; Harpacticidae. The record is from RefSeq and is a predicted model, not a curated record. Gene Ontology annotation, biological process: regulation of transcription by RNA polymerase II; cell surface receptor signaling pathway via JAK-STAT; defense response. The transcript is spliced from 15 exons.
AGAGAACGAAGAACCGGAUCGAGCGAACCUCGGGGGAGAACGGAGCGAAAAAGAGCGCCUCGCCGCCAAAACUCGGUCUGAACUUCUGAGGAGACACGUUAUUGCACAUAAUCCUGAUUCUUGAGACUCCUCACAGUCAAGCGCUCGCUUCCUCGCUCCAGGUGCAUGGAUGAGAGGAACCGAGGAGGAACCCCACCACGGACGAUCAAAUACCAGAUCUGCUCUUGAGUGUUUCCCCAACACAGCUCAUGAGUAGAUGGGAGUGAGUGAGUGCGGUCCAUGGUGGUGUUCACUCAGAGAAUGAUGGUGAUUUCCUAAUCUCUCUCGAGUUCAUCACAUCAAUAGACUCUCCAAACAGGAUUGUACAACUAAUGAGUCGCAUACUUCAGAUCUGAGGGUGAAGAGCUUCUCCCGGAAUCGGUGUCACAGAGUGGUGGGGAUCAAUACCCAAUCGAUCUCCCCUUGCUGAAUUACAGGAAGCCUGUUGAAUUGGCGGCCCUUUUUCUCCAGGAACCAAGGCCAGACUUAUGUAUUGUAUGUCUUCUUCUUCCUUCUCCUCACCUUGUUCCCUAAAUUUUUCAAGAAUUGGAGUUGUGCCACUCACGUCGUUUGGCCGACUUCUUGAAGCCUUGAAGAGCACCUAGACAACCAGAGUGAAUAGAGUGGCAUUUCUUUGUCAAACUUGGCUUGAUUCCUGGAAUUAUUGUCACAAUUCCCAAAAGCAGAGAGUCGACUCUUGAGGAUCCGCGAGAAGAAGAACCCUCCCGAGUCUGGGGGUUUCGCCUACAUCAACGGUGUGCAAGCGGGAAACAAGAUCUUGCUUGCUCCACCAGAAAGCUUGAGAAAACGUAAAAGACAAUGGUGAUAACAGAUCGUUUCCUAUUCACGUGAAAACUCCCCGCCGAACAAUUUGACAGCAAUAAUUGCCUCAAUUGUAAGGUUCCAUAAACUGUCCAUCAUCUGUGCUCAGUGUGUUUUCUGCGUCCAUGAUUUUGGAUUAACGUCAAAACGCGAUGAAGAUGAGCGAUUUGACUGGAAUCCCAAAUGCGCCCAACCAGUGUCUCUACAACGAUCCCUCCGUCUAUGUCAAGACUGAAUAUGAUCAAGACUCUCCCAAUCCCAGUUCAUCCAUGUCUUCGGGUGGAGCUGUGGCCAUGUCUCCUUCGGACGUUCCUGCCAACGCAGCUCUAUUACACGGAGGUCUGAGCACUGGGUUGCACGUGGGCGGGAGUGGUGGGCCUUUGAAUGCCCUUUUAUGGGCCAAGAGCCAACACCUUCCUUUGGAAAUCACCCGACAACUCCAAGGAAUAUAUGGUGACCAUUUUCCCGUUGAGGCCCGGCAUGCCUUGGCCGGCUGGAUCGAGACAACGGCCUUCAACGAGGAAUUGGACACAUCCAAUCCCCAAUAUGAGGAACAUGCCAGGAUCAUGGUCCAAACCAUGGUCCAACAACUUCAAAUCAAAGCCGCGGAGUGUCUGGAUUAUCAUCACAAACAGAAAUUGGAACACAUUGUGGAACAUUUCAAGACACGUUACGCUCAUAAUCCCUUGGACCUUUAUCAUAUUGUUCAGCAUUGUUUGCGCCAAGAAAUGGACAUCAUUCAAAAAGCAGAUCUGAUGAACCAAGACUGUUCCUCGCCGCCAGGUGUUAGUCAAAGCACAUCAGAGGCUGCUUACCGGAUCCAACAGCAAUUGGUCGCCCUUAAAAAGAGUACGGAUGAAUGCUCGGCCGAAACGAACAAGACCGCUCACAUCCAGGAGACGCAUUCCUUGAACUAUUAUAAACAUCAUCAAAUGACAGUUCAAUUGGAGAGCGGUCAACACAACGAAGCCAGUCAUGAAUAUUCCAAGUUCCAAGAGUGGAAAGAUCGAUUUGCAGAGGACCUACGACAGAGUUUUAAUACUCUGAAAGUCAAGAUCUCAACCCUGAUGAACAGUCACCUGGAAAUGACGAAACAGCUGAAGGAUCUCCAGUAUCGGAUCCUGGAGCUGGAACUGAGCAAGUGGAAAAGGGACCAACAGUUAUCGGGGAAUGGCGCCCCAUUUGCCAACAACAUCGACCAGAUCCAAAAUUGGUGCGAGGAGUGCGCCGAGAUCAUCUGGCUCAAUCGAAGUCACGUCCGAAGAUUAGAAAUAAUCCAGGAGAGUCUCAACAUGCCCAGCCAUGAGGUCCCCAUGGUCCUGUUGCCUGAGCUCAGCGAGGGAUAUACCCAACUCUUAGAUACAUUAGUUAAAAGCUCUUUCGUGAUAGAAAAGCAGCCUCCACAGGUGUUGAAAACAAAUACUCGGUUUUCCGCCACAGUCCGCUUACUUGUUGGUACCAAAUUAAAGGUCCACAUCAAUCCCCCGACUGUUAGUGUCAGCAUCAUCAGUGAAGCACAGGCCAAUUCUUUACUAAGAAUGGGCCCUAACCCGAAGUCUCGGUCCCAGUUCUCCUCUGGUGAGAUUCUCAACAACAAGCAAACAAUGGAAUACCAUCAAGCCACUGGUCAGUUAUCGGUCAGCUUUCGAAACAUGAGUCUGCGAAAGAUCAAACGUGCCGAGAAGAAAGGCACGGAAUCCGUCAUGGAUGAGAAAUUUUCUCUUCUCUUCUGGUCUGAAUUCACCAUAGGCAACAAUGAGUUCUCUUGCAACUAUCAGGUCCUGGCUCCGUCCUUACCUGUGGUGGUAAUUGUUCAUGGAAACCAGGAGCCGCAUGCGUGGGCUACGAUUUUGUGGGACAACGCCUUUGCUGAAUGGGGUCGGCAGCCCUUCUUGGUGCCGGAUAAGGUUCCUUGGGGUCAACUGGCCAAUACUUUAAACAUGAAGUUCAAGGCCUCCUGUGGUCGAGGCUUAAGCGAAGACAACCUUCGCUUUCUCGCCAGUAAAGCGUUUCGCAGUCAGGGUUACCAUCACGACUUUUCCAAUGCCAUGAUGAGCUGGUCGCAAUUCUGCAAGGAACCCCUGCCAGAUCGGAGCUUCACGUUUUGGGAUUGGUUCCAUGCAGUCAUGAAACUCACCAAAGAGGACUUGAGAGGUCUUUGGAUUGACGGGGCGCUAUUGGGAUUUAUAUCCCGUCAGGAGGCUGAGGAAUACCUCCACAAAAGUGAAAAUGGUACCUUUAUUAUUCGCUUCUCGGAUUCGGAACUCGGUGGAGUGACGGUUGCUUGGAUCACAGUGGACGAUAAAACUGGACAACGCGAAGUAGCCAUGUUGAUGCCGUAUACCCGGAAAGACCUCCUUAUUCGCUCCUUACCUGACCGAAUAUCCGAUAGUGUCCAAAUGCUUUAUCUCUACCCAAAUAUACCCAAAGAUGUGGCCUUUGGCAAGUACUACAACAAUCAGCAUGAGUCCAUGCCCCAAAGAAAUCCUAGGAAUGGUUAUGUUCCUCACCAUCUGGUCAACGUCAUCCAAGGACCAUUCUUCAACAAUCCGAUUACGGAUAGUGUGCCUCCUCCGAGCACACCCAGAACCCCUCUUCCAUCCCACCAACACUCGAUAUCUUCGAAUUUUUGUGAAACCCCACAAUCUCCACUUUCGUCUUCAUCUACAGCAAUGGUCAGCAACAGCACAAACCGCAGUCACCCUGUUCCCGGAGGAAUUCCAGGUAAAUCCAGGAACCCUGUGCUUCAACCGCAACACAGUUCUUCAAGUACAGAUUCUGGCACCGCCAUCAAACUCGAGGAUGGACCCUUCGGACCACGUGGAGACCAUUGCCAGUCUCGACAUUCCAUAAUUCUGGCCAAACAUCACCAACAAAUGCAACAACAACAGCAACAACAACAACACAUUCCUUGCGAUUCACAGGCACACCAUGUGGAGAGUACGACCACAUAGAAUUCCAAUUUGUGCUCAUGUAUUCAUUCUAGCCAGAAUUUUUAUGGAAUUGCAUAAAGUAGACGCUAUGAUGCCCCUGUCCCUUUCUCUUGAUACAAUCGAUGUCCUUAUCAUUACUGACUUCUAUGAAUGUUCCUUUGGGAUGAAUCGAACCCUCCCUGAAAGAAUUGGGAUCUUAAGCUAGCCCUCUUGCCCUCAUUUACUUUUAUGCCAGCAUUUAUAUUCCUUCACUCCGAAAUGAAAUGCCUGAUUACAAUUUUUGUACAUUUUGUUGUCCUUGUAAGAACCUCUUUGUUGUUUGUUUUAAAUAUGAAUUCAAUGAUCCGGUAAUAAAAGGUGUCCAGCAUUCAUCGA